AUGGUAUUAAAUAAUCCCGAUUGUAUUUCAACAUGUCUAGCUCAAAAAGAUAGAAAGCAAAGAAAAGAGAAAAUGAGUAACAAUAAUAAUAUUAAUAAUAGUAAUAGAGUUAAAUCGAUUGAUGUUUUACAAUUUGAUCAUUUAGAAUUUAGUGAUAGUAUAGCAGAGAAGUUGGAGAGAGAAACGGAUUUGGUGAUUAGUUUGUUUGUGCAGUUGGUUGGACAGUUGCCAUCGACCUGCACACAUAACAAUGGCAAUGUUCUACUGAUUAGAGACAUCGAUAUCAUUGCAGAGCUGAUCGAGAUGCUCAGUAACGACGGUACAUCGUCAUCGACACGACUGAAGAUACUCGAUGAACUCAUAAAACUAUUUACAUUGGCACCACAAAACUGUACACUACUCUUUAUCAACAGUAGUACAAACAAUCAACUAAACAGUAGUAAUAAUUAUAAUAUAAUAUCAAAUAUUGGUAGUAAUAAGAAUAGUAAUAGUAAUAGUAAAUCAACAGCAAUAACAACAACAACAAGAUCAUCAUCAUCAUCAUCAUCAAACAGUGGUGGUGGAAGUGGAUUAAAGAAAUCGACAACAUUAUGUAUAAAUAGAAACAUUGUAUUAUUAGAUGAAAUAAUAGCAUUGCUACCAAAGUUGAAUAACGAACGUAUAUUGUCUUGUGCAUUGUCACUGAUAGAGGUGUUGGCAUGUCAUCAUAUCUCUGUUUACCAACUGAAACAGCUGUUGUCAUACUUUGACAUAUCCAACAGUAAUUCACUUAAAUCAUUUGGAUUAGCACAACUUUUAAAAACAUUGGAUUCCAUGACAAUGAGGAAAGCACCGACUUCUGUUUUCAAUUUCGACGGAAUGAAUUCUGGAUUACUAUUAGAUCCAAUUGGUAAGCUAUCGAAUGUAGGCUAUGCAAUAUCGAUAUGGAUUAAUAUGGACUCUUGUAUAAGAUGUCAAAUGGGACCUAUUUGUUUCAUCGCUGGUAUAUUGCCAGUUAAGAAGAUAGAGAAGUUGUAUAGGAUGGGUUCAAACAUGGUGUUGUCACCACAACAAAAAGGAAAUAUGGCAUUGUCUGAACAGUUUCCAAAGAUUAUAUUUUCAUUCUCACCGAAAUCGUAUCAUGGUGGAAUCUGUCAUGAUGUAGGUCACCAGAAGGAAUCGGAUUCGGUGUUGAACGCUCAUUCCACCGGUAGUUUAAAGAUACUCUCUACGUUUUCAAUUAAAGAUUCACUCUAUUGUUUGGGUGGUCCACAGAUUCUAUUUCCACUUAUCUCUCAAUUAUUUGAAGUAAAUUCAAAACAACAACAACAACAACAAACAUUAUCACAAUCUUCACCAACACCACCACCAUCUUCAUCACAACAACAACAACAAUCAAUUAUUUUAACAUCAUUAAAUUAUCCAACAAUCGAUUCGAUUAUAACAUUUAUUGCACAUAUAUUGACGAAUGAUCAUAUACAUCAAGAAGAGAUGAUAAAGACCAAUGGAUUUCAGAUACUGGGAUUGCUACUUGAGAAGUUCAUGAAAUCGAAUCUAGUGACUCAAUCGUUCGAAUUGAACAACUUGGUUAUCAUUGCCAUCAACGAGUUAUUACAAUCAUGUUCAAAGAAUGCAUUAGAUAAAACUAUAAAUUAUACAAAUUAUAUAAGAAAAUAUAUUACAGUUAGAAGUCUAUUGGAUUCAGUAAAGUUCUACUAUGCUCAGAACGAUCGUAAUAUAGAGAGAUUGAGUAAGACAACACCUUCGAGCACAUCGCCAAAGUCCUCAUCUGGUAAACUCUAUCAAUUCGAAUCGAAAUCGAAUGCAUACAAAUUAACAUCAACCGAAGCAAAAGAGAUCAUCUCUUAUAUAUUUACAUUGAUAGAGAUGGUUAUAACUUCAAAUUCAAAUGAUAAAGAAGAAAUACCAGAAGUCGAAGAUUUAAUAGAAUUUGUACAGGAUUCUACUUGUGAUAAUAUAGUAAUAAUUGAAACACUUUCAAUAUUCUUAAAGUUAUUGCAUUAUGGUGCAAAAGGAUUCUUAACAAGUUUUGAGGCUGCAGGAGAUAUUAAACCGUUAUAUGGUUUGUUAAAGAGAGAUAAUGAACAUAUUCAAGUGUUGAUUAUAAAGAUUAUUGGAAAGUAUCAAUCGAAGCUGGCGAAACAAUCGAAAUCAAAGGUGUUGUGCGAGGAUACCGUCGGUCUGAUUGUAGAGUCGUUGAAGGAGUAUCCUCUGACCGAUCUGUUGUAUCGUGCACUCGCCGAGAUCGUAGUCGAUAAGAUCUCACCGACACUCGCCGACACACCGAAUUCACCGCUGUUGGAUCUGGUCGGUGACCACGAGCGUACCUCUGACUUUGUCAACGUACAUGCGUUGCAAGCCAUUUGUAUAUUGGGUUCUCGGGCGUCGGCAUCGCUACAGCAGCAGAUACUCAAUGAGAUUUCACUGUGCAUUAAACAUAUACCAACCGUUCGCAUCACCAUAAUGGAGUGUAGCAACUGGCAGACUUGGUUACUUGCAAUGUGGCCAUCUCCACCAUCGACACCUUCCUCACCACCUUGGUCAUCUCCCUCACUUUCACCAACCAUAAACAUCAACAAUAAUAACAUUCCAACAUCAAUAUUACUUAAUUCUAACAGCAAUAACAAUAAUAGUAACAACAAUAACAAUUCACAAACUACAACUUUUACAACUACUAAUAGUAGUUCACAACAGCUACAACAACAACAACAACAACAAUUACAGAUUAGUAGUAGUUCAUAUUCAAAUCGUGCUUUUUACUCGGGAAUCAAAGAGAUUAUCACAGGUAUUUUGAAGUUGUUGUUGAAUGAAUGCACUGCAAAGAAGGAUGGUUGGAAAGCGAUUGAGGAAACAGAGGCUUGGAUUUCAACGUUGCUUCCGAGUGGUUUGCCUCUGGAGCGUAGAAUAUUCUAUGAGUGUUUGGUAAAGAUGGAACAGGACAUAAGGAGUCCUUCAAACCAAUCGGUAGUUCUCAAGAACUAUGUCAAUCUGAUAUCGAUCAUCGAGGAUUUCGUAUAUUCACAUACCAUCAAUAUAUUGGCACAUCGAAACAUUCAAUCGCAAUGGGAAGACUUUGGAUUGGUCGCAAAACUAUUGGAUAUCUUUGAUUUUACACAAUCUAUACAAACACAGAAAAUACCUACAUCUGUUGUUGGUAACAGUGUCAGUAGCAGUAACAGUACUAUUGGUAAUAGUAACAGUAGCAAUUCUAAUGUUGGAGUUGGUGUUGGUAGUAACAACAAUAGUGUGACACCUUCUUCAACUCCAUCCUCUGGAACAACGCCAUCGGCAUCACCAUACAUUGUCACACUUAACAACAAUAUCGACUUACCAACCAUUGAUAUCAGUAGUGGAUCUUCAAAGGCAAAGAGUUCAAUCAAUACAAUUCUUCGAUUCAUCAUGUGUAUAUUCCAAGAAGCAGAGACAUGUUUCUACGGUGAAAGAGGUUUUGAACAACAGCAACAACAACAACAACAAAGUAGCAACAAUAAUAACAGUGGUAACAACAACAACAACAAGAACAAUAAUGGUGUUAAUGAAUUGUUAUCAAGUGAAGAAGAUGAAAGAAGUUUUAUUAUUAGGGUUUGGGGAUUGCCAACUAUCUCUGAGGAGAUGGAUCAAAUCAUUUCGAAAAACUCUAUUCGUAUACAAACGAUUCUGGCGAGUGAGCGCGAUCAGAGAGAGCAGGUCAAGCAUGUCAUGUGGGUCAUUUCGAUUCUCAUCAAUAUCAUUCGUAGAUAUCGUGAUCAUCACAACGAUCCCAUUCUGAAAAAGACACAAUCCAUCAUGGUAUCACUGCUAAAGUCAUUGCUGAAAACCUAUGGUGAUCUGAUUGAUAAUUUCAUUUCGCCGACUACCACUGUCAUGAGUUUGGCCGAUUCCAUCGGUAAGACGAUUGGCUACGAUAUGGAGGGUUCGAAAUCAACGAACACCAGCAAUAUCUUUGCUGUCCAUUCGAUUGCCUCUCUCAAUGAAGCUGGCGAUCAACACAGCGAAUUCCUCCGAUACUUCAAGGAGAAGCUGCUCUUUAAGAUACCGCUGCUCGAUAAGCUACACGAGAUCAAAGAUUCACAUGAGAAUGCUAAUCAUUCAUCGACCUACACUCUGACCAGGAAGAGCAAGGUCGUCGAACAGAUCAAGUCUGGCUACCAGAAGGAGCAGGAAACAAUCAACUACAAACUUCAAAAACUCUGGAACAAAUCGUUUUUAGUCUCGCAAAAGAUGGAGAUCAAUGAGCUCCAGCGUAGGAAUCAAUACGAGUUGUAUCUGGAGAGUCAGCGGUUGUGGAAAGAGAAGCAGUCGAAACAUAGCGCCAAGAGAAUCACCAGGGAACGCACUCCUUGGGGUGCAGCCGAGAGCAGCAGUAACCGGAGACACUAUUGGAAGAUACAUAACCACGAGAAUGCAUACCGACAGUUUAGAGUUCAGAAGCGGAAUUUCAACGGUUCCGAUCAUCAGGGUGCAGCGCUACGCCCGAGCAACCCCCAGACGUCUGCGGUGACAAGUCCGACGGCUAGCAGUUCACAGAAACAACAACAGCAACAAGAGGAAGUAGAUCUAUUAAGAAAAGUAGUUAGACGUGCCAAUGACAAUAUGGUUAGUUCCAUUGAGAAUGAAGGAUUGGUUGGAUUUGAGAUGGACGACGAGCAGGACGGUAACAUAGUGCUGGACGAAGCACAUGAGAAUGGCGAGUGGUGUAUGGUUGCAGAUGGAUUCACCGAUAAUAUUGGCGGCGGGGGUGUUUCUUCGGCGUCUGUAGUGGCUGGUGGUGGACUCGGUUCAACCAUGUCCAUUCCAAACAACAACAUGAUGACAACUUCCACCUCGACUUCCACCUCGAUACUGCCAGUGAUUCAAAGUAGUCCUGCUCAAGACAAACAGAUUUACAGUACUGUCGGUGAGAUUAUUAGUCCGAUGCUGAAUGUUCGUGUUCAACUCAUUCUCUUCCAGAGCAAACAAAUGCUGUUGUCGGCCAGCUCAACGGUACAAGAGGAUCCAGUGCCACAAUCGGAGUUGAAAGAUCGCGCCUACGAUUGUCGUAAACUCAUUGGUGUACAACACCGUCGUUAUCUAUUGCUCCCAACCGCCAUUGAGUUGUUCUUUAGCGACAGACAAUCGAUAUUCAUCAACUUCCCAUCGGCACAAGUCGUUGCCCUGUUGUUUAAACACUUUGCCAGUAUCUGCGACCCGAAUGUAUGUUUCAAGAGUUCACAAUCGCUCUUUGACUACGGGCGAACAUCGCCACAACAAACCGUCCUCAAAUUCCUCAAUCCCACUCAACGCUGGAAGCGCAGAGAGAUCUCGAAUUUCGAGUAUCUUAUGACGCUCAAUACGAUUGCCGGUCGAUCCUACAACGAUUUGAAUCAAUACCCGGUGUUCCCGUGGAUUAUCUCUGACUAUAGCUCUGAGCAACUCGACCUGAACAAUCCCGCUAGCUAUCGUGACUUGUCCAAACCAAUAGGAGCACUGAAUCCAACGCGAUUGGAGCUAUUCAUGGAGCGCUACCAACAGUGCCCAAAAGAGAUUCCCGCUUUCAUGUAUGGUACUCACUAUAGUUCGAGUGGCUCGGUUAUGUUCUUUUUGAUGCGUGCCGAACCUUUUACAUCGCAUUUCAUCAAGUUGCAAUCGGGACACUUUGACCACGCCGAUCGUAUGUUUGAUUCCAUCGUAGACUGCUGGCGUAACUGUCUCAACAGUUCGUCGGAUGUCAAGGAGUUGACGCCGGAAUUCUUCUACAUGCCCGAGCUGCUUAUCAAUAGCAACUCGAUCCACUUUGGUGUCAAACAAAAUGGAAAAUCGCUUGGCGAUGUAGUUCUUCCGCCGUGGGCGAAAACACCGUUCCACUUUACCAUGUUGAAUCGUAUGGCUCUGGAAUCCGAUAGCCAGUCGAUUGGCGGCAGUGGAAUCGGUGGAAUUGGAUUCGGACAGGUGCAUGCCAACGUCGGUGGAUACGCCUCCAAGGAGCAAGGCGAUCGUGUGCUGAUCGUUGGUGCCAACAACGAUAUUCAAUACCUAAAGAUUAGCUACGACAACAGUGUUGUCAACACCUCAAACGUUCCGAUCCUCUUUGCCAGUGGUAAGUACGAGUACACUCUCUAUGCUAUCUACAACGACAGUAAGCUGAUUGUUGGAUCGCUCUGUCACAAGGCACCGAUCACCUGUAUCGUCUACAACGAGGUGGAUCGUGGUGACCGUUGUGGAGUCGGUGGAGUUUCACUUCCGCAACGUUAUGUUGUCACUGGCAGUGACGAUACCACUGCCAUCAUCUGGAUGUUCAACGAAGAUGACUAUUCACUCAAACCACAACACGUUCUACGUGGACACGACUAUGGAAUCACAAGUAUUGCACUCGAUAUUGACAACGACAUCUGUGUCACCGGAAGCAAAGACGGAACCAUCAUUGUUCACUCCAUCAAGAAAGGACAAUACAUAAGAACAAUUAAACAUCCUCAUAAACUACCGAUUAACAAUCUACUACUCACUGAAGAUGGAUCAAUUCUAUUCCACUCAAAUAGCAGCAGCAGUGGUAAUGGUAGUGGUAAUGUUGAAGAAGGAAAUGAUGAUGAUGAUGACGAUCAACAAGAUGGCGAAUCAAGUGGAUCAUCGUCUUCAAAUGAAAAACAUACAAUCUAUCGAUAUUCAAUUAAUGGUUAUCCAAUUCAAUCGAUUUCCUCUGAUAUUCAACCGGUCAUCACAAAGAUUGUGGAAAUAAGAGCACUUAGCAAUGGUAGUGUUGGAUACCUACUGACUGCCGGUGGCUAUCAGAUUGUUGUUCGUGACCUACUGAAUCUCGAUAUCGUACAUAUCUUUGAUGUCAGAAAUCUCUCUGAGUUCAUCAACAGCAAUGUCAUCGUCGAUUUCUGUGUGUGGAUGAUUCAUGGUGAAUCUUAG
Molecule: messenger RNA, 6891 nt
Organism: Heterostelium album PN500
Lineage: Eukaryota; Evosea; Eumycetozoa; Acytosteliales; Acytosteliaceae
Gene: lvsD
Product: BEACH domain-containing protein
Exons: 14
Coding region: 1-6891 (2296 amino acids)
Biological process (GO): intracellular protein localization
Cellular component (GO): membrane; cytosol
Molecular function (GO): protein kinase binding
Source: RefSeq, a predicted model, not a curated record